AGCACUACCUAGAGGCUUAUAUUAAUACCCUAAGAUAAAGAAUUGGUACUUCCAUCUUCCAUCUUCAAAAAAAAAACAACCUUUGUUUUGUUUGAAGAAACCAAAACCUUAGUAUGUGGCCUCUUUUGAGAAACCUUAACAACACAAGAAAGAGUUCAAAGGUUGCUGAUGAAAACAUGUUCCAACAAGGAAACAAUGUUGUUGAGGGAAGAUUAAGAAGAAGAGAACAUCAUGGUUGGGGGAAUAUAGUGUUUAGUAUUCUUCAAGCUCCAAUUUCAAUACUCUCAUGUGUUUCUCAUCCUCAAGUGAAUGGUUCUGAUGGUGUUUGGGUAAGUGGUGGGGAGUUUUCACAAAUUUCUGAAAUGAAUCAUCUUAUGGUAAAUGAUAGCAUGAGAUAUGCAAUUUUGAUGUAAAUAAAAUAACAAUUGUUGUUGGGUUUUUUUCAUUUUACUUUAGGAGAUUGAGUUGAUCUACCAAGGUUAUGUCCUAGUCUUAUCUUUUGUUUUCAUCAAUGUAAAUUUUUUUUUAAUGAUUAUGUCAUUUUUAAUAAGUAGGUAUGUAUAUUUGGAUAGAGAUGAAAAUAUUAAUGAAAUUCCUCUUUUCCUCUUC
Lathyrus oleraceus (garden pea) is the source of this 609-nucleotide messenger RNA. RefSeq lists its product as uncharacterized. The coding region runs from base 114 to 413 and encodes 99 amino acids. NCBI's taxonomy places the organism in Eukaryota, Viridiplantae, Streptophyta, Magnoliopsida, Fabales, Fabaceae. The transcript has a single exon. The record is from RefSeq and is a predicted model, not a curated record.